Saprolegnia parasitica CBS 223.65 is the source of this 1083-nucleotide messenger RNA. RefSeq lists its product as hypothetical. The coding region runs from base 1 to 1083 and encodes 360 amino acids. NCBI's taxonomy places the organism in Eukaryota, Oomycota, Saprolegniomycetes, Saprolegniales, Saprolegniaceae. The transcript has 4 exons. The record is from RefSeq and is a predicted model, not a curated record.
AUGUCGCGCAUGCUGACGACCAAGCAGCUCCAGUACGACAUGGACGACGAGAGAGCCGCCGCGUCGUCGCCGAGAGCGGGCGAGCAGCGACGAAGGCGGCAGCGGCAGCGCGACGCCCAGCGCCGUCAUCGCCAAGUCAUCGCCGAUGAGAUCCACGAGCUGCGCCACACCGCCGCCUGGCUGCGAACGUCGCUCGCGAAAGCCAACGUGCGGCGCCCGUUGACAUGGAAAGAAGUGGCGUUCGCGCUGGCCGAGACGCGCAAAGAGAGUGAAGAGGAGUACAAGGCGCUCCAGCACGACCUGCGCCGGUGGCAGCACCUCUCGUCCAUCAUGUUCCAGUGGGUGAAGCAAGCCAGCGAGGCUCCGUGCUACCAGCUGCAAGAGCAGCGGAAUUGGCGGCACCGGUCGCUCUUGUCAGACCCGAAUGCGCGCAAGAUGGGCUACGACUGGAUCAUGAACCAGAUGUACUACAACCUCCCGCGCACCUUGGCCGAGACGGGACUCCCAGCGUCGACGGAAGCCUACUUCUCGUUUGAUGUUGUCGACGUGGACGACCCGACGCAGACCGUCGUGGUCGUGAGUCAGUUUCCCGUGCCCGGGAGCUUUGAAGACACGAGCUGCAUCAUGGAGAGCCGCUUUGACAGAGCCCACGCCCUCCAGGUGCUCGAAGUCCCCGACAACGACACUCGCUACGUGCGCUUCGUGUACAAGCCCGAGUGGCAACAAAACACCAUCAUCCGGGUCGUCCGCGAGCCGUCGCGCCUCAUCUUCCUCACGCAGUCGAUCCAAGAAGACGACGUCCAUGGAGGCGGGGGUGGCCUCACGCGCUACUGGUCGAGUUGGUCCAUCGUCGAGCGCGUCAGCAAGACGUGCACGCUGGUCAAAAAUCGGUACUCGAGCGCAGCCUGGGAGACGGACGCUGGGUACGUCCCGCUGGAAGCCAACGCGUCCGUACAAGAGCUCAUGCGGACGCACCCGACCAAUUGGUUCGACAAGCACCGACAGUCGCGCUACGACACCUGGCGCCGAGGCUUUGAAGAAGAUGUUGUCGACGUGAGCACUCGGCUGGCGACCAUGCAGUAA